AAGAGGCAUGGAGCACUAACAUAGAAAGUGAACAUCACUCAUCUGGAGCUUGUGUUGUCGAGAUGUUUUGCUGCUCUCGGACUUAAAUCCAACGUAGUAACUGUCAGAAAUCUCAGUUAAAAUCAAUGAAGGAUACAAGUUCUAACCAAAAGCCCUAUUCGAAGUCCGUAAUGGAUCCAAACCAGAGUGUGAAGUGCAAAAUAGUGGUCGUUGGGGACAGCCAGUGUGGGAAAACUGCCUUACUUCAUGUUUUUGCAAAAGACUGUUUUCCGGAGAGCUACGUCCCAACGGUGUUUGAGAACUACACGGCCAGUUUUGAAAUUGACUCUCAAAGGAUUGAACUAAGUCUGUGGGAUACUUCAGGGUCACCCUACUAUGAUAAUGUGCGUCCCCUCUCCUAUCCAGACUCAGAUGCAGUCCUCAUCUGUUUUGACAUCAGCAGACCAGAGACCCUGGACAGUGUUUUAAAAAAGUGGAAGGGGGAGAUCCAGGAGUUCUGUCCCAACACCAAGAUGCUGCUGGUGGGAUGUAAAUCAGAUCUUCGCACAGACCUCACCACACUGGUGGAGCUCUCAAAUCACAGACAGACUCCAGUGUCAUAUGAUCAGGGUUCAAACAUGGCCAAACAGAUCUCUGCUCCCUACAUUGAGUGUUCAGCCCAACAGUCUGAGAACAGUGUGAGGGACAUUUUCCACGUGGCUACUCUGGCCUGUGUCACCAAAAACCACAAACAUGUCAAACGCCACAAGUCCUCCAGAGCCACCAAAAGGAUCUCGCAUAUGCCUGGUAGGCCCGAGCUGGCCGCUGUGACGUCAGACCUGCGCAAAGACAAGGCCAAGAGCUGCACAAUCAUGUGAAAGGAUGUAGUAUGUGCGUUAAGUGGUUUUAUGAACACUGAGAGAUGGUUACAGUGUUGAGACAUGGUGCGAGUAGCCACAUGUCUUGCCCUUCAAAUGCUCCAGUGCAAAAUGGUGAAACAAAAAAAGGGAAGUCAUCUUUGCACUUUAUAUCCUCUUGCUUCUUCACAGGCCUGGAAUUACCCUGUCUGCAUUGUCUUCAUAUUAAAAAUUAAGCUGACGUACACAGUGCCAUUGGAAGAAAUGCACCAGAUGCUGGAGGGCAUGCCAAAAGAGACUAGAAGCCCUGUCUAACAUGACUUGAGCACCAAUGGUCAUCUUGACAUGUCGGCUUUAAAAAUCGCAAGAGGUAUAGGACAGCAUGGAGAUUUUAGUCAGUUGUUGCACAUCCUCUUGGCUUAUGUAAAUAACAUUACCCUUCGAACUGAAGGUGGUGGACCCCAAGAGGGAGAGAGAUUAGAUUUCUACUCCUCAAAAGAAAAUGUGAAAAUUGUUUUUGAAGGAAAAUGCAGAUGAAAUGUCACUGAGUCUGAAAUUGGAGAAAAAAAAAAAAACAACUAAAUUCUGAAAUGGGAUGUCUCACAUUCCCUGGCACUUAGCUAAAGAAGUUAAAUGACGCAGGAAACACUGUGGUACGUAUUUCCUUUCUUGGUUUCAGUACUGAUUUUUAUAGGUCUCCUUUUUCGCUUUUAGUGCAAUGGCGUCAGUGACUUCCCCAGAUGGAAAUGGGAUGUUUGUUUUUACGUAAGCUCCCUUGUUGCCAAGGAACUGGAAUGAUGUCAGAAGCUUUCUACAUGGAUGGUUUCAUAUCAUUCUACUGCCAUGCUAAUCUCCAAUUGUUCUUGGUUCACAUGUUUUUCUUCUUUUAAAAACCAAAGAAAACCUUAACAACAGUGUUUUCCAGGGCUUUGUUUAGUUUAGGUUAUCAGUAUGUUUAAUUGUACUUGUCAUAAGUGUAGUUUGAAGAAGUUCUGGCCCAGUUUUAGGAUCUUUCCUCAGAUCAAGUCAGUGGAAUCUAAUCAGAAUCCUCAACAGUGCCUCAGUAAAUCUGUCAGCGUGCCCGUGCUUAUCUUGGAAUGAAAGCUAAGCAAUGCCAGACCAUGUACAGUAGGAGAUCCUAAUACCUCUAAGCCAUCACUCAGUGUUUAGAACCAACUGCCUGCAAGAGUAUAUCCUCAGCUAUGCAACGUACUGACUAUGGUUUGUUUCAGUUACAGGACAUGUGAAUUACCUGGGAAAAAUAAGUAUCCGGUUUUGUAUGCUAGUUGAAGGACAUGUAUUGCUGAUUGUCUCUUUAGUUUUGUGGCUGUUUAAACCCAUUACAACAUUAUUUCUGUAGGACUUUAUCAUUUUAGAUCCACUGAGCAUUCUGAAAGUACAUUACUCAUCUCUGAUCCUAGUGAUAGUUUUACCUCCUCCAUUCAAAAUGCUGAUGUUAAUCAUUUCCUAGGAUUGUGCGGUGAGUGAUGGGAAUCACUGUUUGUCUGUUCCGCUUGCCUCUGGGUCAGUGUUGUGAUUCAUGCUACAUUAAAAACUGCAUAUUCAUGAUGCUUAUGUUUCCUUUCAAGUCAGAAUCUUAUGAUUCCCUGUGGAAAAAAACUGGAACUUUCUUUUAACCUUGUCAGAAUGGUGCCUCACAAUCCUUCAAGACAGUUGGAUCAGCUUGUGGGUGUCAUGCCUAGUUUUAAACUCUUAAAUGGAAAGUUCUAAAACAUGUUAGGUGUAGAGCAUCAAUCUUUUGAAUGUUUGAAUCCAUUUGUACGUAUGUGUGGCAGAUGUUUCCACAGUAUUUAUUGAAGUUAUCUAUUUUUCUCCUGAAAAUAAAGUGCAGUGUACAGUA
Molecule: messenger RNA, 2697 nt
Organism: Chanos chanos (milkfish)
Lineage: Eukaryota; Metazoa; Chordata; Actinopteri; Gonorynchiformes; Chanidae
Product: rho-related GTP-binding protein RhoE-like
Exons: 5
Coding region: 126-857 (243 amino acids)
Biological process (GO): small GTPase-mediated signal transduction
Molecular function (GO): GTPase activity; GTP binding
Source: RefSeq, a predicted model, not a curated record